This is a messenger RNA of Schistocerca cancellata (South American locust), 502 nucleotides long. RefSeq names its product cuticle protein 16.5-like. NCBI's taxonomy places the organism in Eukaryota, Metazoa, Arthropoda, Insecta, Orthoptera, Acrididae. Bases 62 to 502 code for a protein of 146 amino acids. The transcript has 2 exons. The record is from RefSeq and is a predicted model, not a curated record.
AGCAGCAGCAGCAGCAGCAGCAACAGCAGCAGACGCAGCCUAGAAACUCCCUACAACUAACAUGAAGUGCCUGAUCGUCCUGAGUGCUGUCGUGGCCGUGGCCCUGGCCAAGCCCGGCUUCCUGGGGGCGGGCGUCGCCGCCCCCGCCUACGCCGCAGGCCUCGCUGCCGCCGUCCAGCCCGCUCCCGUCUAUGUGGGCGGCAUCCACCCUGGUCUCGCAGCCUACGGUCCGGCUAACAUCGUCGUCGGACCUGGCGGCUACAACCUGGACACCCCUGACGUGGCCGCCGCCAGGGGCGCCCACCUGGCCGCCGUCGCCCAGACGAGGGCGCGCGACGCCGCCAUCAACGGCGCCGCCCUCGCCGCCGCCUCCGCCGCCGCCUACGGCGCCUACGCCGCCCCCGCCGUGGUGGCCGCCCCUGCAGUCGCCGCUGUCGCCCCAGCUGUCUAUGGUGGACCUGGGGCUGCCUUCCUGGCUGCCAAGGCUGCAUACCAUGGUUAA